Fulvia fulva is the source of this 1056-nucleotide messenger RNA. Its product is annotated as NADP-dependent oxidoreductase RED1. The coding region runs from base 1 to 1056 and encodes 351 amino acids. The record is from RefSeq and is a predicted model, not a curated record. Gene Ontology annotation, molecular function: oxidoreductase activity, acting on the CH-CH group of donors, NAD or NADP as acceptor. The transcript has a single exon. NCBI's taxonomy places the organism in Eukaryota, Fungi, Ascomycota, Dothideomycetes, Mycosphaerellales, Mycosphaerellaceae.
AUGGUCCAAAACAAGGCUCUCAUCUUCGCAGAGGUGCCAACAGGCUGGCCCGAAUCCGGCAAGCACCUCAAGAUCGAGAACCGCGACUUCGACACCGAGCAGCAACCACCAAAGGGCGGCGUGACCGUCAAGGUCCACUAUGUCUCCUUCGACCCAUACCAGCGUGGCCGCAUGAGGGCCCCCGAAGUCAAGUCCUACGCACCACCCUUCGAGCUCGGCAAGCCCAUCACCAACGCCGCCAUCCUCACAGUCCUCAAGAGCGACAACGACAAGUUCAAGAGCGGCCAGCUCCUCUUCGCCCCACGCACAUGGACAGAAGAGUACAGCGCCAUCGACGCAGACCUAGCCAACAGCUUCCGAGUCCUCGAGAACCCCUACAACCUCGACCCCAAACUCUUCAUCGGCGCCCUGGGCAUGCCCGGCCUCACAGCCUACAGCUCCUUCUACGAGAUCGGUCAGCCCAAGAAGGGCGAGACCAUCUUCAUCUCCGCCGCCUCCGGCGCAGUAGGCCAAAUCGUCGGCCAACUCGCCAAACACGAAGGCCUGACCGUCAUCGGCAGCGUCGGCGACGACAAGAAACUCGACUUCAUCACCAAACAUCUCCAAUUCGACGCCGGCUUCAACUACAAGAAAGAAGCCCCCCUCGACGCCCUGAAGCGCCUCGCACCCGACGGUAUCGAUAUCUACUACGAGAACGUCGGCGGCGAGCACCUCGAAGCCGCCAUCACGCAUAUCCACCCCUUCGGCCGCAUCAUCGCUUGCGGAAUGGUGUCGCAAUACAACCUCAAGCCAGAGGAGCAAUACCCGAUCAAGAAUUUGAUGCAGCUUGUGGCUAAGAGGAUAAAGAUGCAGGGGUUCAUUGUGAUGGACGAGAACAUGGGCCCGAAGUACGCCGAGGAGCACCAGAAGAAUGUGCAGAAGUGGAUACACGAGGGCAAGUUUAAGGCGGAGAUGAGUGUGACGGAGGGUAUGGAUAAUGCGGCGGAGGGGUUGAUUGGUAUGUUGGCGGGCAAGAACUUUGGAAAGGCUGUGCUGCAGGUCAGCAAGCUCGAAUAA